GAGUGGAACGGAGCGAGAGUGGGAAGAAAAAAGGUCUUGACAGGAAAGAGAUCAUGGUUAGACGCAACCUGGGUCAGUCCACUCGCUCCAUCUAUCUGGGACUGGCUUGUCUGUCCCUCAGUCUCCAUGUCCUACUGGCAUUUUUUUGCCUUUCAGUCCUCCAGACUGCCUGUGUUUUUCCCACUUCUUCCUCUUCCUCCUCCAUUCCCAGAACAGAUACUCACCAUCACGAGUCUGUCUCCCAGUCUCCUGCUUCUGAUGCUGCCUCCUCAAACAAACUGCAGAGGCGCCCCCACGAUGAAGUGCGUCACAAACCGACUGCAAACAUGUUACACCAUAAAGUCCGAGGCUCAUUAAAUGAGGUCGCUGAGAAGUCAAAGAAACUGAUUGGAGUUGGAAAAAUAAUUCAGAAAGUCGAUGGUCCUUCUAAGCUUGAGGCACUGUUCAAGCAUCCGCUUUACAAUCUGCCACAGCCAGAGCUGCAGCAAGAUGAUUGGCUAAUGAGGCUGAAAACAGAAGAAGAUGCAAAGGAUACGGAAAGUCAGGAAGAAGAGAACGAAGACAUCUUCCCUGAUGAUAGUGAGUGGCAAAGCAACAGUCACGAGGAAGGCUAUGACAAAGUCACAUGGACAACUGAUGUGGAGACCCACCCUCCCUGGCUGCGGUUCCACCUGGGCAUCUCUCGCCGGGAGCUGUACAACAGGAAAGACCCCAACCUAGCUCAGCUGACUCACUAUUUGGCAACACAGCGUAUCCUUGGCGCAGUUCAAAAGAAAGGAGGCACCCAACUGAAACUGCUCAUAUCGUUCCCAAAUUAUGGACAAGCUCUGCUCAAACCCAUGAAGCAAUCCAGACAUGCAGAGACUGAUGUAAACCUCUUUUACUUCUCCGACUUCGAAAGACACAACGGCGAGAUCGCUGCCUUUCACCUUGACAGAUUGCUGGGCUUUAACAGAAUCCCUCCAGUGGUUGGACGGCUCAUCAAUGUUACCACAGAGAUCAAAGAGAUUACCACCGACCGCAGGCUGUCUAAGACCUUCUUCACUUCCCCUGCUGGGAACGUGUGUUUCUAUGGGCAGUGUGAAUACUACUGCUCAGUGGAGCACCCGGUGUGCGGUCAGCCACAUAUGCUGGAGGUUUCCCUGGCUACCAUGCUGCCUGACCUCACCAUUGCCCCUCGCAGGUCCUGGAGGUCCCCAUGGAGGCGGUCUUACAGCCGCACCAAGCUUGCACAGUGGGAAAAAGACCCAGCUUACUGUGAUACAGUGAAGCAGACAUCUCCUUACAAUCAAGGAACUAGACUGGUGGAUCUCAUAGAUAUGGCUGUCCUGGACUUCCUCAUGAGCAACAUGGACCGACAUCACUAUGAGACGUUUGAGCAAUUUGGCAACAACACUUUUCUUCUGCACCUUGAUAACGGACGGGCGUUUGGGCGUCACUCUCAAGAUGAGCCGUCCAUUCUAGCUCCAUUGCAGCAGUGUUGCAGGAUCCGUCGCUCCACCUUCCUCCGCUUGCGUCUGCUGUCUCUUCCUGAUUUCCGACUGAGCGACAUCAUGCGGGAAUCGCUGACUCAGGAUCCUUUGUCACGAGUGGCCCCUCUCCUCUCAGAACCACAUCUGUCCGCGUUGGACCGGCGCCUUGCAAAAGUUCUGCAAGUAAUGCAGGCGUGUCAGGAAAAGCACGAUGAUGUCAUUUACAAUGACAUAGAGGGACACGAUCAAGGACCACGAUCAGCUGUUACAGCCUGACUGAAUAUAGAAAAACAUUCAAUUAUACCUGAUAUAUAGAUUAUUGUCCCACUGUUACCUUACCAAUACUCUUUUUCAUAUUUUUGACAAACUACAACAAAACAUCAAACCAACAAACAUAUGCAAAAAUACAA
Neolamprologus brichardi is the source of this 1882-nucleotide messenger RNA. RefSeq names its product extracellular serine/threonine protein kinase FAM20C-like. The record is from RefSeq and is a predicted model, not a curated record. Gene Ontology annotation, molecular function: phosphotransferase activity, alcohol group as acceptor. Gene Ontology annotation, biological process: enamel mineralization; protein phosphorylation. Gene Ontology annotation, cellular component: Golgi apparatus. Lineage: Eukaryota; Metazoa; Chordata; Actinopteri; Cichliformes; Cichlidae.